CCUUCCUCCUCCCCUCCCCACCUCGCGUCCUCGCCUCGCUUCGGCUCUCACCAACCAAACCAACAACCUCGCUCCGAUGGCCGCGCCAACGUCGUCGCAGCCGGUGGCGCGCGUCCUCCCCCGCGGCGGCGGCGGCGGGUUCCGCGCCUUCCCGGAGUCCGCCCCGGCUUCCCUCCGCUUCUCCGUCGGCCGCCGCCGCGCCGCUCGCCUAGAGGUGAAGGCGUCUGCAAAUGUAUUUGGGAACUACUUCCAGGUUGCAACUUAUGGAGAGUCUCAUGGAGGCGGUGUUGGUUGCGUAAUCAGUGGAUGCCCACCCAGAAUCCCACUUACUGAAGCAGAUAUGCAAGUAGAACUCGACCGGAGACGGCCAGGCCAGAGCAGAAUAACCACCCCAAGAAAGGAGACUGACACUUGCAAAAUUCUUUCAGGGACACAUGAAGGAAUGACCACUGGGACACCAAUUCAUGUUUUUGUCCCGAACACAGAUCAGAGAGGGGGUGAUUACAGUGAAAUGGCUAAGGCCUACAGACCUUCACAUGCAGAUGCAACUUAUGACUUCAAAUACGGUGUUAGAGCAGUGCAGGGAGGUGGAAGAUCAUCAGCAAGAGAGACCAUUGGAAGGGUGGCUGCAGGAGCUCUUGCAAAGAAAAUUCUUAAGCUCAAAUCUGGAGUAGAGAUCUUGGCGUUUGUGUCCAAGGUGCAUCAAGUUGUACUACCAGAAGAUGCCGUUGAUUAUGACACUGUAACAAUGGAACAGAUAGAAAGCAACAUUGUUAGAUGUCCUGAUCCAGAAUAUGCACAGAAGAUGAUUGAUGCAAUCGAUAAAGUACGAGUUAGAGGUGAUUCGAUUGGUGGUGUGGUCACAUGCAUUGCAAGAAAUGUUCCUCGUGGGAUUGGCUCUCCUGUAUUUGACAAACUUGAGGCUGAAUUGGCGAAAGCUAUGCUUUCUCUUCCUGCAAGCAAGGGGUUUGAGAUCGGCAGUGGAUUUGCAGGUACUGACUACACUGGAAGUGAGCAUAAUGAUGAGUUCUAUAUGGAUGAGGCUGGAAAUGUGAGAACAAGAACUAAUCGUUCAGGCGGUGUGCAGGGAGGGAUAUCAAAUGGUGAAAUUAUAUACUUCAAAGUAGCUUUCAAGCCAACCGCGACUAUUGGGAAGAAACAACAUACUGUUUCAAGGGAGCAUGAGGAUGUUGAACUUUUAGCAAGGGGCCGCCACGACCCAUGUGUUGUCCCUCGCGCUGUGCCGAUGGUGGAGUCCAUGGCCGCAUUAGUCCUCAUGGACCAGCUGAUGGCGCACAUUGCUCAAUGUGAGAUGUUUCCACUGAACCUUGCUCUACAAGAACCAGUUGGCUCUGCCAGCAGCGUACCUGCAUUUGCACCAGAUCUAUCAUAAUGCCCCCUCCCCCCCCCCCAGCUUGUUUAUCAUCUAUCAUAUUUCUGGGUUUUCUAAGGGGUUCGCAGUUUUGCCACAAAGCCUGUAUCCUAGUUUAUAUCUCGAGUUAUUGUACCCAAGGAAUCCGUUAUACAGUGAGCAUGAAGAUAGAAAUGCGUUCAUGCGUGUUUUGUGAUAUGGACAAUCUGUGCUUACAUCAGGUUAUUUUGAGCAAUAAAAAUCUCCAUUUAUGAAA
Oryza sativa Japonica Group (Japanese rice) is the source of this 1628-nucleotide messenger RNA. RefSeq names its product chorismate synthase 2, chloroplastic. Gene Ontology annotation, molecular function: chorismate synthase activity; FMN binding. Gene Ontology annotation, cellular component: cytosol. Gene Ontology annotation, biological process: chorismate biosynthetic process; aromatic amino acid biosynthetic process. The record is from RefSeq and is a predicted model, not a curated record. NCBI's taxonomy places the organism in Eukaryota, Viridiplantae, Streptophyta, Magnoliopsida, Poales, Poaceae.